This is a messenger RNA of Anopheles marshallii, 969 nucleotides long. It is a transcript of the gene Sec13, whose product is annotated as protein SEC13 homolog. Bases 1 to 969 code for a protein of 322 amino acids. Lineage: Eukaryota; Metazoa; Arthropoda; Insecta; Diptera; Culicidae. Gene Ontology annotation, cellular component: nuclear pore outer ring; COPII vesicle coat. Gene Ontology annotation, molecular function: structural molecule activity; protein binding. The transcript has a single exon. Gene Ontology annotation, biological process: protein import into nucleus; COPII-coated vesicle budding; positive regulation of TOR signaling. The record is from RefSeq and is a predicted model, not a curated record.
AUGGUAUCCGUGCUAAACACAAUCGAUACCGGCCACGAGGACAUGAUUCAUUGUGCCGAUGUCGACUAUUACGGGCUGCGGUUGGCCACUUGUUCGUCCGACAACUCGGUGAAGAUAUUCGACAUCAAGAACGGUGCCCAGACGCUAGCGGCCGAUCUGAAAGGCCAUGGCGGUCCGGUGUGGCAGGUGGCCUGGGGUCAUCCACGAUAUGGCAAUGUGCUGGCAUCCUGCUCGUACGACCGGAAGGUGAUCGUGUGGAAGGAGGCCGGUCCGGGCGAUUGGACCAAAUGGUACGAGUACAGCAACCACGACUCGUCCGUCAACUCGGUUGCAUGGGCACCGGCCGAGUACGGACUUGUGCUGGCCUGUGGUAGCUCCGACGGUUCGAUUUCUGUUUUGACCGCAAACGUGGAGGCCGGCUCGUGGGACUGUAAAAAAAUUCCGAACGCUCAUACGAUCGGUUGCAACACAGUGAGCUGGUGUCCGGCGACCGUCCCAGAGCCGGCGUUCGACCAGCGUCCGAGCAAAACGAACCUCGCAGUCAAGCGGCUGGUGUCAGGCGGAUGUGAUAACGCGGUCAAGAUAUGGAAAGAGGACGGCGAUCGUUGGGAGGAAGAAAAGCGACUCGAGCUGCACUCGGACUGGGUGCGCGAUGUGGCGUGGGCACCGAGCGUCGGUUUGCCGAGACAUCAGAUCGCUAGUUGCUCGCAGGACCGGCGGGUUGUGAUCUGGACCAGUGACGAUCUGGUCAGCUGGCAGCCUGCCGUAUUGCACAACUUUGACGACGUCGUGUGGAACGUGAGUUGGUCGUUAACCGGCAACAUUUUGGGUGUUUCGGGUGGAGACAACAAGGUGAGCCUGUGGAAGGAAACGAGCGAGGGACAGUGGAUCUGCAUUAGCGAAGAUACCAACAGUGCGUCUUCCGGGGCGGCACAAAACAAUUUCAUACCGGAACAGCGGACACUGUAA